This is a messenger RNA of Penicillium canariense, 531 nucleotides long. RefSeq lists its product as uncharacterized. Gene Ontology annotation, molecular function: transmembrane transporter activity. The record is from RefSeq and is a predicted model, not a curated record. The transcript is spliced from 2 exons. Lineage: Eukaryota; Fungi; Ascomycota; Eurotiomycetes; Eurotiales; Aspergillaceae. Bases 1 to 531 code for a protein of 176 amino acids. Gene Ontology annotation, cellular component: membrane. Gene Ontology annotation, biological process: amino acid transport; transmembrane transport.
AUGGACCUGGCAACCGACACAACCCUCAAAUUCACCGAUCAGAAUGUCCAGGAUGCCUCCGAUCUCGCUGAGUUCGGCCAUGACCAGAGCCUCCAGCGCAAAUUCAACAUCUGGAGCAUGCUAGCCUUAGCUUUUUGCGUUUUAGGAACAUGGUCGACUUUCGCACAAGACCUCACUGAUGGGUUUAUUAAUGGUGGUCCUGUCUCUAUCCUUUGGGGCCUAGCAUUGGUGACAUUCUGCAAUACAUGUGUGGCGAUCUCUCUGGGAGAGAUCUGCAGCAGCAUGCCCACAGCUUUAGGGCAGGCUUACUGGAUCUUUCGACUCUGGGACUCGCCCCUCGGACGUUUCGUAUCUUACAUGUGUGCAUGGAUCAACGUCUUCGGCUGGUGGACCCUUGCCGCCUCACAAGUUGCCUUCAUGACAAACUUCAUUCUAGGAAUGAAGGUCAUGUUCAAUGUCAACUGGACUAGGAAACCCUUAUCGGAACUUUACACAGCUUCAGUAUACCGCCCCAUUGUUGGAUAUGACUGA